AUAACUGUAUGGAAAGCAGACUUUCAAUCAUUAGUUUCCGAAAUGGAUCCUCUUUCGGGACUUUCUUUAGCAUGCAAUAUCAUGCAAGUCAUCUCCUUCUCAGCCGAGACAAUAAAACUUACCAGGCAACUAUGUAACGGCAAACCACCCGACUCCGAUGUCAAAGCGGCCGGCCAGUCUCUUAUGACAGCCACUACAAGCAUGAAGCAAUCACUACAGCCGGGAACAACCGAUGCAGCGCUUGUUCAGGUUGCUGAAGACCUUAUCGCAGUAGCAAAGUCGUUAGAUGAGCAGCUCGUAAAAUUAACGCCCUCCAAAAAUGCAUCAAAAUUACACAGUUUUGGAAAAUCGCUUGCAUACCAGAUGAAGCGAAAGGGCGAUGUGGACAAGCUUUUCCGUCAAUUAGAUAGGCUGCAAAGCCUUAUGCAAACGGAACUGCUCAUCAACUUGAGAGCUACUCUGAAGGAACAGCAGCUGAGCACGACGGAGCUGGGCAAAGACCUACAGAACUUUUAUAUUCAGAUUCUCAAUGGGUCAACUCGGGUAGAAGAUUUGGUUGAUCGCGAAUCCGGACAUAUCAAAACUUUGGUCACACAAGAAGCCCAAACAACAAGAGACCAUACCACAGAUCAUGCCCAGAAAACCCAGGCUCUAAUCGUAGACAUGGAACGAAACCGCAUCAGCGACGCAGCUUAUCAGCGAUUCCUCCAGAGCUUCCGUUUCCCACAAUUCAACGAAAGGCGCAACGCGAUCCAAGUGGCACAUACCAAAACUUUUCAGUGGAUAUACCAGGAGUCAGGAACUGCCACCGAAGACAACUACGCUUUUCAAGGGAAAAAUAAUUUCCGCAAAUGGCUCCGAGAUGGCGCAGGCAUCUACUGGAUCAGCGGCAAGCCAGGGGCUGGAAAAAGCACAUUGAUGAAGUUUCUACUUGAAGAUGAAAGAACAGGAGACAUCAUCAAUGAAACCUCUUCAGAACCAAUACUUACUGCAGCUUUCAUUUGGAGCGCCGGGAGCGUCCAACAGAGAAGCUUUGCUGGCGUACUGGGUACUUUACUCCAUGGAGCAUUUGCCCAAGAUGCAAAACUCUGUCGACGCGCCAUGACAAGCAACAAGAUUGUAUUUGAAGCCAAAAGUGAAUUCACCGACUGGUCAUCCGAGGAGCUCAACGAAUUGUUUAUCUCUCUAGACAAAAUUUCUUCGCGCUCUAUAUGCGUGUUCGUAGAUGGACUGGACGAGAUCGACCGCUCCGACCCAACAACAAUUAGAAGCCUAAUGAGCUGGCUAGAUCGCAUCAGUCUUCUCGAGCACUUCAAAAUUUGCGUCUCGAGUCGUCCAGAACACAUCUUCGAGUUGAAGCUUAGCCAAUGUCCCCAUCUACGGGUUCAUGAUCUCACCGCGCGCGAUAUCCGUGCCUAUGUGUCCAGCAGUCUCGGUCAGCUCGAUUGUGGAUUCGAAAUCCCAGAAGAAAAGUUCCAAGAACUGACCGGAGACAUCAUACGGCGUGCCCAGGGUGUCUUUUUGUGGGUUCGUUUGGUCGUCGAACACAUUCGCACGGAUCUGGACAACUUCCCAACGUGGCCUGCACUUGUCGAAAGAGUGGAAAGCCUCCCGCCAGAUCUUGAUCAAAUGUAUCAAGCGAUGUGGGAGCGACAGAAUGGGUCUCACACGUCUAUUCAUCGUGCGGAGGCAGCACUCUAUCUGAAUGUCUUGACGAGAGACAAUCCGCGGCCAUUCGUCGGUCCCAACCUCAUAGAAAUUUUCUUGGCAACCGACUUGAAUAUUCAAAAGAGCAUUUUGGGUGGAGGGAGUCCCGUUUCUCUAGCUUUCUUGACCGAGGCCUGCUCUCGUCUUCAGCCCCGGGUGUUAGCUAGAUGUGCUGGGCUUGUACACCUCCACCACUCGUCGCAGCCCCACGAGUAUGACAAGCAAGCAUCAUACAUGCUUUUCUAUUGGACUCAUAUCCGUUUCAUACACCGAAGUGCGAAAGACUUUCUCCUGGACACAGCCAUAGGCCACAGUAUUCUUAGCCACAAUACGUUAUCCGUUUGGGAGAACUUUCUGCGGCAAGUCAACUCUUUGCUGUGUGAGGGAGUGAUCAGUAGAAACCUACAUGAAGUCGAAUUUGCCAUAGGUUAUAUAGGGUCAGCUAGACAAGAGAUUCGAGAUCCUGUCUUGUAUUCGGCGUUUUUUGAACUUCUGCUUGCAAUACGCGUACGAAGGUGUAACUGGGAUCACCCACAAACACCCCCGUGGAUAGAUCCGGGGAUCAGCUCACUCGAGCGCGAUAAUUUAGCUUGGGUAAUCAAGCUUAGCAUUGCUCUCGUGGUGAACGGAUUUGGCAAGCACGUCCUUAACUAUAUGCGGUCGCUACCUCAAGAUCAACGAUUGAGUAUGGCAAAUAGCCUGGUGAUACAUAUAUCGGACAAUACAGGCAACCGCGAAAAGGAAAAGACAUUAGAAUUCGUUAUCGACUUACUGGAAUUUUACCAAGAAGCACAUCUGAGAAGAGAUUUCAGUCCUUUCAAGAGCGCACCGAUCGCAUGGUAUUUUUUCCACUUUACAUUAGGAUACCAUUAUCCUGAUUCAUCCAAACUUGACAUAUAUACCAAGUUACUUCUCGAAAAGUGUGGCGACUUCGGGGAUUAUAUCGAUUCGCCUAUCUUAACUGUGUCAGGAGCAGCGAGGAGUUCAUUUUACAUGCCCCGAUAUGCUGGUCGCAUUCGAAUGGCGGACGAAGAUCAUGAGGGAAAGUGGCUAGUACUGCUAGUGCAGACAAGCAUACUCUCUUCAUUCUUCCAGGAAGGAUCAAGAUUGCAGGAGGUCUACCAGAAAACCACUCAUGCGAGUAGCCCGAAGAUAUCUGGCGGAAAACCAACAUCUGAAAAGACAGUGAUGAUACUAGAGCUAAUCAGGGAUGAUCAAGAAUUGAUCGUCGACUUUUGCUCGAAGACGAUCGAGGAUACCGUAUUAAGGGUACCGAGAAGUGCGGUACCAUAUCCUGCUAAUUUAUUGACUCGUGUUCAAAAAGGUUCCCGGUUCUUAUCACUCUCUACUAUCACAGUCUGGCUUCGAAAGAGAAGCGGCUGGACUAGAGCAACUUACCAUUGUAGAACUUUACAAUUCGUGUCAAGGAAAGAAGCUUGAUA
Messenger RNA from Periconia digitata, 3149 nucleotides. NCBI's taxonomy places the organism in Eukaryota, Fungi, Ascomycota, Dothideomycetes, Pleosporales, Periconiaceae. The record is from the annotation of a GenBank genome assembly.